Panicum virgatum (switchgrass) is the source of this 2104-nucleotide messenger RNA. RefSeq names its product protein trichome birefringence-like 6. Lineage: Eukaryota; Viridiplantae; Streptophyta; Magnoliopsida; Poales; Poaceae. The coding region runs from base 65 to 1915 and encodes 616 amino acids. Gene Ontology annotation, cellular component: Golgi apparatus. The transcript is spliced from 5 exons. Gene Ontology annotation, molecular function: O-acetyltransferase activity. The record is from RefSeq and is a predicted model, not a curated record.
CAGUUCACCACACGAUCCACGUCUCAACUUCGGCGACUCCCAGCCGCCCGCAGGCCGCGGAGCAAUGGAGAGGCAGAGGAGCCACGCCUCUUGCUCCAGCUCGUACCACUGCCACCUGCUGAACCCGAAGAGCCUCCUCCUCGUCUCCCUCGCCUCGUUACCCCUCUUCUUGGCGCUCCGCCACGGCCGCCCGCUCCACCUUCCCUUGGCGUUCGCCGCUGCCCCAGCGCCGGUUCUUGUGGCUGGUAGGUGGGGCUACCCAGCGGCGGAGGUCGAAGAGGCAGUUGUUGGUCUCGGGAGAGGGGAUUCGGUCGCUGAGGGAGCGAGCCCCGCUGUUGCCGGAGGCUUGUCGGUGCGGGGCGUGGGCUCGGCAGCAGAGGCUCAAGGAGGAGGAAAUGGUGGAACUCCUUCGAAUGGUGAGGAUUUGAAUGGGCAGGAGGUUGCGGAAGCUCGAAAUCUCACACUUGGAGGCUUGGAUUCGGAAGUGAAAGAAGCUGCUCCUCAACCUCAAGGCAGUGGUGGCGAGAGGCUGGCGAAAGCGAAAUAUUUGAUUUCGGGGAGGCCAAACUUAGAAGAGGGCAAGAAUCUUAGCAAAGAAAGUCUUGGUUCGUCAGCUGCAUCAGCAAAGAAAUUGGAGGGAAAGGGGUCUCCGCGGGAUGUCAAUUUCUCCACUGAAGCUUCAGGUCCUGCAAAGGGGACGACAGACGAAUUCUUGCAAGAUGACCAUGUUGAUGAUGGGCGCAAUUCCUCCCUACAUAUAGCUUAUGCUUCUCAACAGGGGAGACGCAGGGAAAGCUCAGAUAAUUCAAUGUUAGGGUACAGCCCUGGAGCAGCUCCAGUCAAUCCAGAUAAACAAGAAACGGCCAAGAGCAACAUGGAUUUUGCAAGAAGCAAUGCUGCACAGUGUGAUGUUUCUGACGGGAGUUGGGUGUUCGAUGAAAGCUAUCCACUCUAUGAGAGCAAUUCUUGCCCUUUUAUAGAUGAAGGGUUCAGCUGCCAAGCUAAUGGAAGAAUGGAUGAAAGCUACAUGAAGAUGCGGUGGCAACCUAAGCAUUGCAGUGUCCCAAGGUUCGAUGCAAGGAAAAUGCUUGAGAUGCUGCGAGGAAAACGGCUAGUGUUUGUCGGAGACUCCAUUAACAGAAACCAAUGGGAAUCCAUGAUGUGCUUGCUAAGCACGGCAAUCUCAUAUCCUUCAAGAAUUCGUGAAACUCGUGGCCGCAAGAUUACUAAAGAGAAAGGGUAUUACAACUUCAAGUUCCUGGACUACAAUUGCAGUGUGGAGUAUCAUACGACACAUUUCUUGGUGCAUGAAACCAAGGCAAGAAUUGGCCAAAAGCGCACAAUGACACUACGAAUCGAUACCAUAGAUCAGAGCUCAUCAAGAUGGAAAGGUGCUGAUGUGCUUGUGUUCAACUCUGCUCAUUGGUGGUCGCAUCACAAAACAAAUGCUGGAGUGUAUUUCUAUCAAGAAGGGGAUCAUGUCCAUCCCCAUCUUGAAGCCUCUACUGCUUUCCAAAGAGCACUGACCACAUGGGCAUCAUGGAUCGACCGUUACAUCAAUCCACGGCAAACUCAAGUGUUCUUCCGAAGCUCAUCCCCCUCUCACUUUAGCGGAGGCGAGUGGAAUUCAGGGGGACACUGCAGAGCGAGUACACUAGCCCCUAACGACGGUCGUGUGUGGCCAAUGCCGGAGAUAAACGUGAUGCUUGAACAGAUCUCGAAGCAGAUGAAGACUCCUGUGACAAUUCUGAACAUUACCGAUCUGUCCCGGCUAAGGACCGAUGGCCACCCCUCUAUUUAUCGACGGAAGGGAGUAGAUUUAACAGCAUCCAGCGGCCAGGAUUGCAGCCAUUGGUGCCUUCCUGGGGUGCCAGAUACAUGGAAUGAGCUGCUGUUCUACCAUCUAGUGUCUUGAAAAGAAAUGCUUGGAACAAGAUAGUGACUGAAUUGUCGGUCCCUUUUCUUUGGUUGUAGAGAGGGCAUUGUGAUUUUUUUUCCUGUAAAUGUAAUUUGAUUGCGAAAAGAGAGCACAAUCAUGUAUAUGUUGGCACCUUUAUCCUCUGCUGAUAAUAUGUCGAGCACACAGUCAGAUGCCAUGUGAUUC